Molecule: messenger RNA, 678 nt
Organism: Cucurbita pepo subsp. pepo (vegetable marrow)
Lineage: Eukaryota; Viridiplantae; Streptophyta; Magnoliopsida; Cucurbitales; Cucurbitaceae
Biological process (GO): trichome morphogenesis; cytokinin-activated signaling pathway; trichome differentiation
Cellular component (GO): nucleus
Molecular function (GO): DNA-binding transcription factor activity; transcription cis-regulatory region binding
Source: RefSeq, a predicted model, not a curated record
CUCUGUUUUUCUCUCUUCACCAUGAUGGGAAAGGCCUCAUUGGGGUGUAAUUUCGAAGAUCGCGAAAGUGGGUUAUGUUCAGAAGGGUCUUGCAUGGAGAAAAAACUUAAACUUUUUGGUUUUGAGGUGAACCCAUCGGAGGAAUUGGCCACAAAUUGGCGGUUGAAAGGCUCUGUUGGUGAAGCCAAUGAGAGCGUGAGUUCAUCAACCACGGUCUCAGAGCAGGCCAUGGCUAUCAACAAGCCCAAAUUCGAGUGCCAAUAUUGCUUCAAAGAGUUCACAAAUUCCCAAGCUUUGGGAGGCCAUCAAAAUGCCCACAAGAAGGAGAGGUUGAAGAAGAAGAAGAUGCAACUUCAAGCCAGAAAAGCCACUCUUAGUUAUUAUUAUCUUCACCCUUUUCAAACACCCUCCAAUAAUUUCCUCUACCAUUUCCCCUCCUCUUACACCCAUCACCAUGAUUCUUCACAGAUUAGUUUCAAUCAAAACCACGCCCAAUUCAUCCAUUUCGACUCCUUUUUACCUCCUGAAAGACGGCUGUUCACUUUGACACCUGCCGACAGCUCCUCCGCCGCCGCCGCCGCCAAACCUGUCGUUUUUCAGUCAUCUUCUUCUUCUUCUUUGCCUCCUGUUGCUUCCCCUUCUUGUAAAUCUUUGGAUCUUCAACUUGGUCUUAAUUAA